AUGAAUAGGGGCAAGUAUGAUUGUAACAGAUUCAGCCUGCACCAACUAGAUGAUGGAGCAUGUAUCUGGACCUACAAUACUGACCCAGUUAAGACAUUUCCAAAGCAAGUCAUUUUUGGCAAGAAGGCUACCCUUGUCAUUGGUGGUAGCAAUGCAGGGAUUAUUUAUGUGUUCGACAAGAAUGAAGGAACUCUCAAGCAAGAGUUACAACACACAGACAAGAUUGCAAGCAAGACAUACAACGGUACUCACCAUGGCAUAAUUUUUGGGGCAACAUUUGUGAAUGAUGCUGAACCAAACAUUUCCAUCUGGAGUCGACAACAGAAAAGUGUCACAAUGCCGACAAGCAACUAUCUGCUGGGAUCAGCAUUCAAGAACUUCAUCCAUGGAAUAUUCCAGCUAGCCGUCGCAAUGGCUCUGAUGGCAUAUAUUAGCACAGUCAUAUUUCAUGGGACAACAUAUUACAUCUGGGAUCUCCUUGGAGUCACUCAGAGAAUUCUGGUGAAAACCUGCGGCUCAAGUGCAUGA
This is a messenger RNA of Suillus subaureus, 528 nucleotides long. RefSeq lists its product as uncharacterized. Bases 1 to 528 code for a protein of 175 amino acids. The transcript is spliced from 3 exons. The record is from RefSeq and is a predicted model, not a curated record. Lineage: Eukaryota; Fungi; Basidiomycota; Agaricomycetes; Boletales; Suillaceae.